GACAGUCAAAUAAAGGUUUACAAAGUGCCUACUUGUCAACACUAGCAACAUGUACAUCCUUCUACUUUUCAUUGGUACAGCCAACUGUGCCAACAUCCUGGGACUGUUCAUGUACCCUUCUCUCAGUCACCAACUGGUCUACCACAACAUCAUGCAAGAACUAUCCUUACGAGGUCACCACGUCACCGUUGUAACUACCGACCCCGUAAACAACCCCGCUUUUACAAACCUCACAGAAAUCGACGUCCGCUGCGCCUACGACGUACUCAAAGUGAAAAACGUGCAAAAAUUGUUUUUCAAGGACUUGACUGUGUACCAAGCGGUCGAAAAUUUGUACAAACUUUUGGACGUUAUCACCGACACAGAAUUAAGAAGUCCUUCAUUUCAAAAAUUGCUUGGGGAUUAUAAUAGCACGUUCGACUUGAUUCUUGUGGAACUAAUGCAUCCAGUAAUGUACGCACUAUCUGAAAAAUUUAAGGCACCAAUGAUCGGGAUUUUGUCGAUGCCCAUUUACAGCGCCCAGUAUGGUGCUGUUGGUAAUGUGAACCAUCCAGUUUUGUACCCCGAUCAUAGCAUGAACCUUCCGGCUGGAAACAUGACGCUGUGGGAAAAGGUUCAAAGUUUGGCGUUUUUUGGGUGGUACAGUUUCUACUACUGGAAUGUGAUUCAGUCGAAAGCUGACAAGCUGGCCAAGAAGUAUAUCGGGGAUGUAGCAUACAUUUCCGAGUACGAGAAGAGUGUCAGCAUGUUUUUGCUUAACAGACAUUACCAAAUACAAAGUUUGAGAGCAAACGUACCUGCAGUGGUUGAAAUUUUACCUUUGGAGUACCACUCACCUAAACCUUUACCAAACGAUUUGCAAAAAAUUUUAGAUGACGCUAAAACCGGUGUAGUUUAUUUUAGUUUAGGAACCAACGUGAGAAUGUCCCGUUUGGAACCACAAACCCGAGACAAUAUUUUACAAGCUCUGGCAGAACUUCCUUAUCAGGUUUUACUCAAAUCUGAUGUUGAUUUUCCUAAACCACCUACUAAUGUGGUGAUUAGAAACUGGUUUCCACAGGAAGACCUUCUAGCACAUAGUAAUGUUAAGGUUUUUGUGACACAUGGAGGGUUGCAUUCGCUUGAAGAAGCCGUGUCAAGGGAAGUACCCAUUGUUGGUAUACCGUUUUAUGCUGAUCAACCCGAAAAUGUUCGCAAGUUUGUGGCUUUAGGGAUAGGUGAACAAAUCAAUCCGACUUCUAUUACUGCAACAGAGCUAAAAGAAGUUAUUGUGAAAGUAGCUGGAUCUAAGAUGUAUAAAGACAACAUCAGGAAAGUUCGUCAGGUCGUUUUCGAUAAACCAAGAAGUGGAUUAGAAGAUGUUAUCUGGUGGUCCGAGUAUGUGAUUAGACAUGGGGGUGCCAAACACUUGAAAAGUUCAUCUGUUCACAUGUCUUGGUUUACUUAUUUGUUCUUAGAUGUUAUAGGGUUAAUAAUUAGUUUAGCAGGGUUAUUUGUUAUUUUAGUUCAUUGUUUGAUUAUUGCAUUGUUAUACUUCCUAAGUUGA
Messenger RNA from Zophobas morio, 1546 nucleotides. Its product is annotated as UDP-glucosyltransferase 2-like. The transcript is spliced from 4 exons. The record is from RefSeq and is a predicted model, not a curated record. Gene Ontology annotation, molecular function: UDP-glycosyltransferase activity. NCBI's taxonomy places the organism in Eukaryota, Metazoa, Arthropoda, Insecta, Coleoptera, Tenebrionidae. Bases 50 to 1546 code for a protein of 498 amino acids.